Messenger RNA from Bemisia tabaci, 3795 nucleotides. It is a transcript of the gene Atg101, whose product is annotated as autophagy-related protein 101. NCBI's taxonomy places the organism in Eukaryota, Metazoa, Arthropoda, Insecta, Hemiptera, Aleyrodidae. Gene Ontology annotation, cellular component: Atg1/ULK1 kinase complex; phagophore assembly site. Gene Ontology annotation, biological process: autophagosome assembly; autophagy. Gene Ontology annotation, molecular function: protein kinase binding. The record is from RefSeq and is a predicted model, not a curated record.
UUCACUUUAUCAGCGCAAUUGGUCUUCAGCAGUGCAAUCUUGAACGAUUUUAUUUUUUUAGUGUUUAUUGUGAAAGCUAUUUAUUAAUCAAAAUGUAAAAAUGGCUCAAGCACAGUGUUUUUGUUUUUUACGUUUUUUAUCAGCGUGAUUGUUUUUAAUUGUUAAAAUCCUGUUCAUCUAAAAGAAAUGAUCGAUUUAGUCAGUCACCUGGCUAAUAAUUAUAAGCCCAACAAUGAAUGCAAGGUCCCAAACUUUUGAACUGACUGUUGAAGGUCACCAAGUGGAUGAAGCAGUGGCGAGUAUUUUCCACACAGUAUUGUUCCACCGCUCGCUAGGAAAAUUCUGUUACAAGCAAGAAGGUCACUACUCCAUCGGAACUGUUGGUUAUGAAGAUGUGGACUGUGAUUUCAUCGAUUUUACUUACGUAUGUUGCUCAUCCUACUACCUUGAUCGCACACUGAAACGCGAAAUUUCAGGCUUUUCAGAAGCUUUACGAGGGAACGAUGGUCCAGGCUCCGGACAAAUUUCCUUGGAGUUCUUUCAAAAGAAGAAAACUAGGUGGCCUUUUCAACCUGAAUGCAUACCAUGGGAAGUUUGGAACGUCAGAUUAGAACUAAUCAAACUCAAUAAUGAGCAUGAGAGGCAGCUAUGUCGAGAAAAGGUGGGUGACCUUCUCACUGAAAAAAUCUUAUAUGUAGCAGAAAUAAUGAACAGGCAUGAAUAUGUUCCAACAAUGCCUAGUCAAUCAGAUCUCGAUUUAAUUUUUGACACAACGUAUCCUGAUAUACAACCUUAUUUAUUUAAGCUAUCUUUCACAACAUCAGAGCCUUCCAACACAUCAGUAGGAACUACUAUGAGGAAGUUGAUUAAAGAAACCCUGUCAAUUUAAUUUUAACUGUGAAUUUCGUCCAACGACGAGUUGUACACUUCUUAUAAAUAAUUGUACAGUGCUUUCUGUAUACAUGUUUAUACAAACCCCAUUCAAUGAUCAUUAUCGACCAAACCGAAGACUUUAAUUUUAAAAUUGUAAUCGGCUGAAAUUGGAUGAAUCAACAAAUUAGAUAUAUCGAUGUAAUUUUACUUUUUUAAUGAUUUUUUUUCUUUUUUAAAAUUUGGGCCAUGUUUGUAACUUUCAAUUUUUUCUGGUGCUAUGCCUAAAAAUUGACAAAGCCUCAACUCGUUUUCAAAGAUAAUUUUUUGCCCCUGGUAAAAUCUCUCUAAAUAUUUCAGAAAUUUGUUCAUGUUGACAAAAUAGGUUUGUGUAGUGUGCACCUCUGAAAAUACUCACCAUCCAACAAAAGAUUCCAUAAAAAACAAUGAAAUGUUCGAAAAUCAUGAAAAAAAUUUAAAUCUUCUGCAAGAGAAGAACCAUUCAAAAUAAAAAACUUUCCCACCUUGAAUCAGUGCCUGCCAUCCUGGCGAGGCCGAAAUUUAUUCAAAUGCUGUACUUACAAAUAUUUCCUAUGGCAUUGACCAUUUUAUGACAGCACUCAUAGGAUUUUUUUUUUUCUUUUUAAGUAGAGAGACAUUUUUUCUGUUAAGAGUCAAAAACAAUCUUUAUAGAAGCUCUACUACAUGAUACUAAAUUGUCAAUGAAAAGACAAAAAAAUAUGAAGAAAAACAACAACCUAGAAAUAGCGUUGUACCAUAUUGCAGGUACUGAUUCCUUUAAAAUCAGAGUUUUUAUCAUUACGAGAAGAUACUUAAAAACACAGUAACUACAGAACUCUUCCCACAAGAUGUCUCUCUUCCCUGCAGAAAGGUUUCAUGCAGACCUCCUCUGGUCCGAAAAUAUAAAUGUGGACCUUUUACCGAAUUCGAUAACAAAGUCUGUUAGUCAUGGAGGGAAAGAGUUAUAUGUUGAAGGCAUGAAAGUAAUUAACUUACCUAUUGUUUAGUUUAAGAGCCUUCAAAGGAAAUAAAACUCUAAGAAACCCAUUGUUGUGAUUAAUGCUGGUACAGUCAACACAUUUUUCUUCGUAUUUCAUAGAGGAUGUUUCUAUCAUUACAGUACUAUUUUAAAAUGCUUCCCACUUUUAACCGACUUUCGCAUCAAUCUUUCUACUGCUUGUAUCUGCAUUUUUUUUCGAACCAAAUAAAUUAUAAAGUCGGGCAAUCGUGACUUAAAAGGAUAACUUACUUUGAUCAUUCAUCUCUCUUCAAGGUGAAUCCAGGCAUUAUUUUAGUAUCUGUGACAGGCCACAGGAAAAAAAAACCUUAGUAUGUACAUUAAAUAAUGUAUAUCUCAAGCUGUUUUUGCUGAGCCGAGAAAUCAAAAUUUUGGAAAGCUCUUGAAUAUUGCAAAGCACAUGUUAUUAGUGAUUUCGUUCAUUUUUGUGCCAAUAGAGGGCAUGUAUUUCAUUGAAACUAGGCAGUGUUGAGACCUGAACGUAGGAUAUAAAACCUUGAAUGGUUUUUUCUCGAAAGCAAGUUUUUUUAACCAGGAACUUCAAACGCUCAUAACUUCAGCCUCACAGAUCAUUCUCCUGAGCCUGGCACUAAUAUUUUAAUUCUGAGUUUUUCGACACCAAGGUCCUUUUUCCUACAGACAAUCACUCAUAUCAGACUUAAUUUGUCUUAUAAUUUUUUAAUUUUAACUUUUCUCUCUCCUGGAGGAAAGGCAGGUCUUCAAAAAGAUCAUUCAAAAUACAAGAUCUUAAUGGCCGAAAGUUGAAUUUUAAUGAUGGCAUAAUUAGUUUCAUCGAUUGGUACAGCAGAGCCCUAAUACCUGUCAUAUUUUUGCAUUUAUUUUUAGUUGCUUUGACCAUAAAAAAAUGUAAAUAUUGUUCUGAAGUAUUCUGCCGGAACAAAAAUCAGCCUCUACGAAUCUGAUUUUUUUAACAUUUGAACUGCCACGCCAGUCCCUAUGGGAUUUGCUCUUAUGGAAGCCAUUCAUAAAACAUUUCUGCUCUCUAACAUCGCAUAUCUUAACUUCACAUUACACCCACAUUCAAAAAAUGACUGCUGCUCCGGAGCAUUAUCUGUCAUACUUGCAAGUUUUUGCGCCUCUCAACUUUUGAAGUUAUACCGUGAUAGUUGAUGUGUUAAAGUAACUCAACUCAUAUUGUUACCUGGCGGAGCAAAUUUGAUCUGCAGUGGAAUACUGUUCAACUCUCUUAUAGGAGUUUUCUAAAAACUUAGGCUGUUGAAACUUAUCAAUUGAAUGCAAAAAAAAAAAAAAAAAAAAAAAAAAUAUAUAUACACUAAGGACACUGGUAAAAGCCUUUGUUAAAUUAAUCUUUGUAUAGUAAUAUCAGACUUGUUCAAAGAAGCUGUGCAAUAUGUGCAAUAGCCUCACCUCAGGCAAAGUCAAAUCCUUCCAAGUAUUUCAAAUGAAGCACUGAUUUGAACUUGGGACCGUUAACUCUCGUAAUUUUCAAAUUAAAAACUUAAAACUGCGAUAAACUUGAGCUUCCACCAUGUUCAAAUACAACACCAUUUAUGAACCCAUGUCCAUACUUCCAGCAAUUUUUUAACAAUGCUCAUUGGCAACUGAGAAUAUUAAAGUUAGAUUGUGGCCCUUUUAUGAAAUGUGCUUUUAUGUAAAUACUGAUGUUCUAAUUAACUUUUAUCAUUAUGAUGUUGAAGAUUUUAAUUUUACAGCUCAGUUGGUCAAACAUGUGUAAUUGUAGUGUAGAGUCUUUAUUUUAUUUUUAAUUUUUUUCAUUUUUCAAAUUUUUUGUUUUAAUAUUCAAAGGUUUAAUUUGUAAUUUUUCAGAAAAUCUAGUGGUUAGACUUCUUUUCUCUCUGUCUUCAUGUUAGUUGAUUAAUAAAUGCCUGAUUACUUUCCUAUAA